This is a messenger RNA of Laetiporus sulphureus 93-53, 1199 nucleotides long. RefSeq lists its product as uncharacterized. The coding region runs from base 192 to 1040 and encodes 282 amino acids. Gene Ontology annotation, molecular function: DNA binding. The record is from RefSeq and is a predicted model, not a curated record. NCBI's taxonomy places the organism in Eukaryota, Fungi, Basidiomycota, Agaricomycetes, Polyporales, Laetiporaceae. The transcript has 6 exons.
CCAGAGAUUAGGGUCGACGGCGCGGUGAUGCUUGCCGACUCCGGUUGCAUCACAUCAACACUGUGUCGUCGCAUAUGUGUUGAGCCAUACUCGCGUCGGUACCAAUCAUCUAAAGAGUUCGGGUUCACUUUUCAUUCCUCCACACGCUUCUUUUAAAGUCUUGACCAACACACCUGUCUUCCCAUCCCCGCAUGACCUUAGGCGACCUCAUGGAUACAGUGCAGUCGCCAACGGCGACUACUAUUGCCGUGCAUUCCAUUCGUGAUGCACAGGUCAUUCUCUACGCCGUUUAUUGCCAGAGGCUUCCCAAAAUCUCACGGCGGCUAUCCGUCCGAGAGCGACAGCAAAUCCACAGUGGAUCGGUCUUUGUCUGGGAAGAGCGGGAUGCCUUUGCAGAUUCAUCUGGGGAAGGCAUCACGCGUUGGACUGAUGGGAGACGCUGGUCGCCGUCGCGAGUUCGAGACGAAUUUUUAUUUUACGUUGAGCAACUCCCGGAUUUCGAUGCCGACCCAGCUAUGAGACAGGAAAUACUCGACUCUCGUUUAAUCAAGCAAACCUACUCUGCGUUUGUUAACCUCCCGGUCGGCCGGCGGAAGUGGCAUCUAGUUGCGUACCAUACUGACACCACGCGUGAUACCCUUCCCCAAAUCCAAUUCCAUCCGAUAUUGGGUCCCUUGCGCGACAACGUUCCGGAAGGACUUUUCCAGACGGCCCGCGUAUCAAAGAAUCACGCUCGGAGCGAGCCUAAUGGACAAGGAGAACAGCAGCCGGAUCAUCCACAGAACACGCCCGCCCAGCUUGCUGCGCCAUCUGGGUCACCUUCCACCAGCGUCACCGAGGCUCCCGGUGAGACCGUCUUGCCUUACACCCCGGACGGCAAGAAUGGACAUUCUCAAGGUUCAUAUGCCCAAUCGCAGUUGUCGAGGCGGGGCGAUGACCUGGCGCCUCUUAUAUACAUGAGGGCAUCUCCCUACCCUCCCCGGCACCCGAUCGAUAAAUACGCGUUGCGAUCACUCGAUUGCAGGAUGAGGAUCCUCUAAGUCGUCCGCGUCACUACCCGCUGCGCAGAUUCAAAUGAUGGCGCUGCGCAAUCGCUGCUGUACUAAUUACCCACUCCGCCGACCGCGCCUAUAUAAUUUCUUCACUGUAACAUGCUCCUCGGUGCUCCUCACUUUGUCUAUUUUACGUAAUAUAUUUAC